UAAAAUUAUUUUAAUUUCAUUGAAAAGCUGAAAAGUGGUCUCAUUCUUCACUUUGAAAACACCAUAUACACACUCACCACCAUCACAUGCUCUGCUCCUCCACCAUUUAAAAAUUAAAAAAAAUAAAAAAAAUAAAAAAUCUAGUCUUUGCUGCGAAUUUGUGGGUUGUCCGAAAAUUUUACCGGGCAGUCCUCAGAUCUUGGCCAAGAUUCAUUUUUUAUUUGAAAAUAUGAUAACCCAGAUGAGAAGCAAUCUCCGCACUUGCUGCUGAGAAAGAAAGUGAGGGUUUUUUGUUGAUUGGUUGCUUCCAAGAAAGAAACUUUAGAUUUUCUUCAUUCUUCUUCACAGGAUGGACAAGAGGAAAUGGCUGUGGAAGAGAAGAUCUUCCGAGAGGAGCCCCGGUGAAAGUGAAAGCUCUGGUUCAUUUUCUUCACAUUCCGAGAGAUACUCUGAUGAACAGGAAGCACUGAGAGAAUCUCCGAACGACAGUCAACAAUCACCAGAAGUAACUUCAAAAUCCACAAUAACCGAACAAGUGAAGGAAAGCGUGAAAAGUCUAACAGAAAAGCUAUCAGCCGCUCUCGUAAAUGUCAGCGCCAAAGAAGACCUAGUUAAGCAGCAUGCUAAAGUUGCUGAAGAAGCUGUAGCUGGCUGGGAAAAGGCAGAAAACGAAGUGGCUGCAUUAAAGCAGCAGCUCGAAGUUGCGGUUCAGCAAAACUUGAACCUGGAAGUAAGAGCCAGUCAUCUAGAUGGGGCCCUCAAAGAAUGCGUCAGAGAAUUAAGGCAAGCAAAAGACGAGCAAGAGAAACGAAUAUCAGAUGCUUUGUCAGAGAAAAACACCGAAUGGGAGUCCACUAAAUCCGAACUCGAGAAGCAAAUCCUCGAUCUCAAAUUACAGGUGGAAGCUUCUAGAUCUCAAAAUUCUGCUUCUAUUGUUGAAGGUUUGAAGAAAGAGAAUUCGUCCUUAAAAAAAGACCUCGUUUCUUGUUAUGAGGAGUUGGAAAUUAUGACAAUCGAGAGAGAUUUGAGCACGCGGGCGGCAGAAACUGCUAGCAAGGUACAGCUCGAGAGUAUAAAGAAGAUUGCUAAGCUCGAGUCUGAGUGCAGAAAGCUUCAGACAAUAUCUCGAAAAUCAUCUCCGUCCAAUAAUCAGAAACCCUCCUUUUAUCCUGAAUCUCUAACAGAUAGUCACUCAGACAAAGACAUUAAUGGGUCCGAACGAAGUUUCUCAGAGCUCGAUCAAUUCAAGACUGUUGUUAUAAAGCCGUCGGUUGAAAUUGAUAUGAUGGAUGAUUUUCUUGAAAUGGAACGCCUCGUUGCAUUGCCUGAAACUAAGAGCAGCUCUCCGGUUUCUGGAGAAUCCAUUUCUGUGGAUGAUAGAUUGAGAACUGAGCUUGAUUCGAUGACUCAGCGAGUGGCUGAGUUGGAAGACAGGUUAGAGAAGAUAGAAUCGGAGAAAUUAGAACUUGAGAAUAUUCUAGAACGUACCGUGGAUUCCCUCAAGGAUGCACAGGCUAGGUCGGAAGAAACCGAAACGAAGUUGGAGGAGCUGCAGCAGGAGAUGAAUGCAGUAAACGAGACAAAAGAGUUGCUUGAGUUUCAACUAGUUGACAUGGAAGUAGAAGCAAGGACCAUGUCCGCAAACGUCGAUUCCUUAAAAGCGGAAAUCGAGGAAGAGAGAAAGUUAUCAGCAGAAAUGAAAGUCAGGUGUCGAGAAUUGGAGAAUGAACUAGCCAGAACAAUCCAAGAAAUCGAGAUUGAGCAUAACAAUAACUCAAAUAGUGAACUGAAAAUAAAGCAGGAGGAUUUAGCUGUAGCUGCCGAUAAGCUUGCAGAGUGUCAGAAAACGAUAGCAUCGCUUGGAAGACAGCUUCAAUCUCUUGCAACAUUGGAAGAUUUCUUGAUAGAUUCUUCGAAUAUACCAGGGUUGUCUACUAAAAACAUGCUAACACCAAAAUCUGAUUUGGAUCGACCAAGAAUGUCAGCAGAUAAUUAUAGUCUUCUUACAAACGGAAACGAGGAUUUGUCUUUGUCACCAUUGUCAACCAACCAUAUAACAACUGGCAAGAAUCGGAGCAGUUUCGGGAAAUUUUUCUCUAGGAGUAAGAGUGUGAGGGAAAUCGAAAACAGUCGAGAUUAGUGCAGGGCUUUGUCGUAGAAAACCGGAAUAGCUAAUGUGUAUUGUUGAUUAAAUUCUGCAUUGUUCGAUAUUUUUACAUAUGGAAUCGAUGUUUUUUUUCACUGAAAUCUCGUUUUUUUUU
Messenger RNA from Erythranthe guttata (spotted monkey flower), 2261 nucleotides. RefSeq names its product filament-like plant protein. The record is from RefSeq and is a predicted model, not a curated record. Lineage: Eukaryota; Viridiplantae; Streptophyta; Magnoliopsida; Lamiales; Phrymaceae.